Molecule: messenger RNA, 1565 nt
Organism: Saimiri boliviensis boliviensis (Bolivian squirrel monkey)
Lineage: Eukaryota; Metazoa; Chordata; Mammalia; Primates; Cebidae
Source: RefSeq, a predicted model, not a curated record
UUUACGUAUCUUUAGAGGAGAAGGCUCUUUUGCGUUUGGCAUUUGAGGGAUCAGGAGCCGCGCGCAUCAGCGUGGGCGCAAGGCGGCUGUAUUCGUGGUUCGUUUCCCUCGCGACAGGCAAUGAAUUUUCGGCGAAGCGACUUUGGAAGCAGUUUGGCCAUUGGUGCCUUGGUGCUCUUCCGGUCUCCUCCCCUCUAGCCUGUUGCUACUGCUGUUGGAAAGUUUUGAUUUUGCGCAGAAGGGUUGCUGACUUCUGGCUGUAUGGGAGUUUGGUUUGGCGGUGAGCCCCAGUCUCUGGUUCCUUCUGCCUGCCAGAUGGUCAGAUUCCCUUUUCCCGGUUUCUGAUAGAGUGCUUUGCCAUCGCUAUUUAGUGCUUACAAAAGUAAAUAUAGCCAACACAAGGAAUUUGGAAUUUUUCACUCUGCUGUGACUUACAGGUCCUGUAACCUUGAAUCGUAGUCUGCUUUCGAUUUUCCUGAUAUUUAUCUUCUUGUGGUGUACUGAUGAGCAGAACUCUUCCACUACAUACCUCAGUUUUGCCUAAGGAAAUAUGUGCAAGAACUUUCUUCAAAAUUGCUGCACCAUUAAUAAACAAAAGGAAAGAAUAUUCAGAAAGAAGAAUUUUAGGAUAUUCAAUGCAGGAAAUGUAUGAUGUAGUAUCGGGUAUGGAGGAUUACAAGCAUUUCGUUCCUUGGUGCAAAAAAUCAGAUGUUUUAUUAAAGAGAUCUGGAUAUUGUAAAACACGAUUAGAAAUUGGAUUUCCACCUGUAUUGGAGCGAUACACAUCAGUAGUAACCUUGGUGAAGCCUCAUUUAGUAAAGGCAUCUUGUACUGAUGGGAGACUUUUCAAGCACUUGGAGACUAUUUGGCGUUUUAGCCCAGGUCUUCCUGGCUACCCAAGAACAUGUACCUUGGAUUUUUCAAUUUCUUUUGAAUUUCGAUCACUUCUACAUUCUCAGCUUGCCACAUUGUUUUUUGAUGAAGUUGUAAAGCAGAUGGUAGCUGCCUUUGAAAGAAGAGCAUGUAAGCUGUAUGGUCCAGAAACAAAUAUACCUCGGGAGUUAAUGCUUCAUGAAGUCCAUCACACAUAAAUGGAAAAAACAACUGGUGUCACCUGCUUCUAGCUUUAGUUUGUUCACUUUUACGAAGUAUUUUCAUAUGUUUUUUUGGAAGCCAGAAGGCAUUGUUUAAACGCAGCUUUGGUUAUAAACCUGCACCAUUGAAACUUUGCACAUAGAAUAUAGACUCUUACAUUCUUCAAUCAAGUAUAAUUCAAAGUAAUACAGACAUUAUUAUGUUCUGAAUUUACAAUAAUGGGAUGUCGUCACCGUUGCUAGAAUACUGACAUGAUUCUUCUGAGCAGAAGUUGAAACUGUAAAUUUAAACCUUUUAAUUAUCACCUUACUGUAAGAAAGAGGUUAGUUAAGAUAUUCACGCAGUAUGUAUUGUAUUAACCAUAUCAUACUUAAGUUAUUAAAUUCAGACUAUUUGUAACUUAUUGUUAUAGGGCCUACUGGCUUAGGAUAUUUGAGUAAUCAUGUAUUUAAAGUAAAAACUUUGGGCUG